ACCUCCUGGACUCGUGUUUACUCGUGCGUUUCCGGAACUUGUCGGUUUCUGAACAUGGCGAUGGCCUUACGAAAGUCUUCGUUGUUGUUGAGCGCAAGGUUGCUCUGUCCGGAGCUAAAGAUUCUUUGCUCAUAUCACAAGAAGGUUGUAGACCACUACGAAAAUCCAAGAAAUGUGGGCUCUUUGAAUAAAAAUGCCCAAAACGUGGGGACUGGUUUAGUGGGCGCUCCGGCCUGUGGUGAUGUCAUGAAACUGCAGAUUGAAGUGGAUGAAAAUGGGAAGAUCGUGGAUGCCAAAUUUAAAACAUUUGGCUGCGGAUCAGCCAUUGCUUCAAGCUCUCUGGCAACUGAGUGGGUGAAAGGGAAGUCGGUCGAUGAAGCUUUGAGGAUCAAGAACACAGACAUUGCAAAAGAACUCUCCCUUCCACCAGUCAAGCUUCAUUGUUCCAUGCUUGCAGAAGAUGCCAUAAGAGCAGCCCUGUCUGAUUACAGAAUAAAACAGAACAAGGAGGAGCAGGGUGUCAAAGCCAGCGGUUAGUUUCUCAUCAUUAAGCAUCCAUAAUGGGUCGGUGUGCCUCAGGGAAGUGCCAUGUACGUUGUCACAGGGCUGUACAGAAAGUGGUGAACCCUUUCUUCCUUCGGGAUUAUGGAUCCUUUCCUCUCUUUUCUUUUGCUUAGUGUAACAAACCUGUUGCUCAAUAAUAUUUGCAUUUGUGAUGAUGCAAUAGUAACUUUUUUUUUCAAAGCAUCAUCACAUACUUACCAAAUACCAUCUUGAUAAAACAAUAUGAUAUCCGGCUUCUUCAAUUUUAUUCGUAUUUGUGAUGGAGAUUUUGAAACUGGAAAUUAAAGGUCAAUAUUACAAGAAA
Molecule: messenger RNA, 868 nt
Organism: Hippocampus zosterae (dwarf seahorse)
Lineage: Eukaryota; Metazoa; Chordata; Actinopteri; Syngnathiformes; Syngnathidae
Product: iron-sulfur cluster assembly scaffold protein IscU-like
Exons: 5
Coding region: 55-537 (160 amino acids)
Biological process (GO): iron-sulfur cluster assembly; intracellular iron ion homeostasis
Cellular component (GO): cytoplasm; mitochondrial matrix
Molecular function (GO): 2 iron, 2 sulfur cluster binding; ferrous iron binding
Source: RefSeq, a predicted model, not a curated record